Punica granatum (pomegranate) is the source of this 411-nucleotide messenger RNA. Lineage: Eukaryota; Viridiplantae; Streptophyta; Magnoliopsida; Myrtales; Lythraceae. The record is from RefSeq and is a predicted model, not a curated record.
AUGGAUGCCCGCUGCUUUUACCAAGAGGUCCUAGUUCCCGUUUCCCGAGAAUGGGCCUUCAAAGCGUUGGUCCUAGACAUGCACAACCUCCUCCCCAAGCUGGUCCCUCACUUUGUUAAGAGCAUGGAGUUCAUCCGCGGUGACUGGGGACAACCUGGAAGCAUCAGGCAGACCAUCUUCACCGAAGGGGGCUUGCUAUCUGAGAAGAUGCACUCAGUGGUAUGUGAGAUCAAAUACGAAGCUAACAGCCCCGAUAGAUGCAUCCUUAAGAUGGCCACUGACUACCACCUGAAGGAAGGUGUUGUUUUCAAAGAAGAGGACAUCAAUACUGGCAGAAAGAUAACCAAGGAAUUCUUCGAAGCCGUGCUAGAAUAUCUCAUCUCGAACCCUGAAGUUUACACUAAUGGAUGA